Messenger RNA from Oreochromis niloticus (Nile tilapia), 2332 nucleotides. RefSeq names its product CIMAP1 family member D (gene cimap1d). Gene Ontology annotation, cellular component: cytoskeleton. The coding region runs from base 1142 to 1894 and encodes 250 amino acids. NCBI's taxonomy places the organism in Eukaryota, Metazoa, Chordata, Actinopteri, Cichliformes, Cichlidae. The record is from RefSeq and is a predicted model, not a curated record. The transcript is spliced from 5 exons.
GUUGCCUCUGGAAACUGGCAGCUCAGGCCUUUAAACCGAAUCAAAUCAACACAUAACUGUGUCUGGAAAGUGUGCUUGGCUCGAGGUUAAGGAUGAUAAAUCAGGGGGGUUGUUAAUUCACUGUGUAUUCCAUCAGUUCAAUGCCAAAGAGACGCCAAAAUACAGGUUCAUGUGUGCUGCACUACAUUUGACUCGGUGUUGGGGUUUUAUAGCGUGUACUUGGCAUCAAAGCAUUGCUGUGCUUGUCCAUUCAUUCUAAAGGAAAUAUUCUCUCUGCGUUCAUGCUAACAGAAAUAAUAUAAAGCUAUGUGGCUGCACUGUAUAGAGAUCUGGUACCGUCAGCAGCGUAAGGCCAAAUUUGAAGUUAUCAAACUCUGAGCAGUGACAGCUGAUGUAGCUACUCAUUCUGAAUGGAAAACUUUGUUCUUGUUGUGACAACGAGGCAGCGGUGCAGGGGACCAGGCUGCAGCAUGCUACCCACAGCAGUCUCCGUGGCAACUGUAUGCAUGGCUGAAGAGUGAUAUUGCGUCUCCACACUGUGAUGAGCAGAAAGAGUGAAAAGAGAAAGGACGGAGAGGGGGAUCUUGGUUUCAUGGUUUGCGGGGGGAGCGAGCUAGCGUUACAUGAGAGUGAAUCGGAGUGAUGACAUUGUUUCUAAGUGCCAGCUGAGUGCACCUAUACACCUACCCCCAUGGAGGAAGGGCUAAUGACCUGCCCAACCAUCCACUGAUGAAGCAUUUGGACAAAGGGGCAAACGAGCAGACAGAGUAAACCCUAUCCAGGGUAGAUCCUCCUCUGUUGUUGACACUUUGACAAGCAUUAUAGGUCUCAGGUUUCCUGAUUGCUUUGGAGGAAAUUGGGGAUUGAUCCUAGAUCAGGCAGGGUUCUGGGCUUCUAAAGUCACCUGGGGCUUUGGUGAUGCUGGAUCAAGACGAAGCACAGAUAUCUAACAAAAAAGAAACAGACAAUAGACCACCAAGAACAGCUUGAAUGAAGGAAUCACUUGCGCCUCUGAAUCUAAUCUGAUGACUGAAUUUCCUGAAGCCUGCCUCACUUUUAGCUGAAAAGGGACAUUACCUGUGUCAAGAACCGCUACCAUUGCUGGACUCCUGAAGUAACUAUCACUUCUGCAAAGAGUAAGAUGGAGAAAAAAUACCCAGUAAUUGCUGGACGAGAAAAAGGGCCUGGACCUGGUCGCUAUGGGCUUCCUCCCACUAUUGGAUUUAUUGGCCAUGACUUCACAAAGUCAGCUAGCCCUGCCUACUCUUUCCAUGGAAGGAUGACUGAUAAUAUGUAUAGUGUUGACUCCAGCCCAGGGCCUCAGUAUCAUAUUGAUGCAAGAAUCACUCGAUUUGGAAAGGAUGGCACACCUGCAUACUCAAUGCUGGGUAAAGUCAAAGCCCAGAAGGAGCUUUUCCACACACCCGGACCCGGUGCAUACAGCCCUGAGAGAGCCCCACCGUGCAACCUGCAGCGCAGACCUCCAUCCUACACCAUGGGCUCUCGCACACACUACCGCAGUGUUGACUCAGUCCCAGCUCCAAACAAGUACUCUCUACCGCCACUUAUGGGCACUCAAGUCCCAAACAAGACAUCCAGUGCAAGUUACACAAUAUCAGGCUGUCUCAGCAUAGGGGGACCAUCUGAGGAUUUAGCCAAGACUCCUGCGCCUUGCAGAUACAAUAGUACAGACCCAAAUGUUUAUCUGCUCCGACGGCCAGCGUUUUCCAUGUUGGGACGUCACAGUUUACCCAGAGAUGGCACCAAGAAACCAGGUCCAGGAACAUAUAAUCCAGAGAAAGUUACAGUCCACAAGGCCCAGGCACCAGCCUACUCCCUGGGUAUCAGACACUCAGAAUUUGUUACUCCACUUAUUGUCAAUAUUUCUGACUAAACAACAAUCAUCUGAGAGAAAAUUACAUAAUUCUUCAAUUAAAUAAAAAGAAAAGAAGCAAGUAUUAAGGAAUUAGCAUAUUUUAUUUGUCCAGUAUCAAAGAACUUGACAAAUCAACCACAACGGAGAGCCAAAUGUAUAUCAAGAAAUAACAUAUGCACAUAAAAUACAUACGUUUAAGGAAUUAUCAAGAACUGUUCUAACAAAAAUGUUAGGGAGUUCAUGGGUUUGAGCACAAUAAAAAUCAUAUGCUCAUAUGGCCAUUAAGUAAACAGAUCAGUCUUGACAACAUUACAUCUAAAGAUAAAAAAAAAAAAUGUUAAAGUGUACAAUUGACAGGCAAACUUUCACCUUCAAAUUGUUUAAAGUUAUCAUUCACAGUGAAAACAAGACAUUUUUGUCUUCAUAACCUCUAAAAACUGAGGAAAUCUGAGUGAA